CCGGCCGUUGCGUUGCACGUGCGCUUGUUUUUAAAGAAAUAAACAAUAUUAUUAAAUAAUAUUUAAACAGAAACUAAGCAAACAUGGGCGAGUUUAUAGCUGAGAUGCAGGAGCGCCUGCUGCCGGAGUACGAGCAAAUGAAGAACUAUAGCGUAUUCACAGCAGAUCAGGUCAGAGAUAUCAUUGCUCGGCGAGAGCGCUUGUUCCUCAAGAUCAACAAGAGCCACCAGGCCAUCACCGACUACCUGGAGUUCAUACUGUACGAAAAGCAAAUGCACAUGACCAUUGUAGAGAAGGAGAAGAAGAUGCAUGUGAAACUCACUGGUCUAAAGGCAUCUAUAGCCACGCGGAUCAUGCGUCUGUACAGGGAGGCACUGGGCAAGUUUAACCACGACAGACGGCUGUGGAGCAACUGGAUUAAGUUCAGCAAAAAAUCCAAUCCCGUGGAAGUGACUGGUAUAUAUGAGAAGAUGCUACUGUACCACGGUGAUGUGCCGGACUAUUGGGUGGACGCUGCUUUAUGGAUGUACGAGUUCAAUCGCCUCAACAUCGACCGUGUCAAGGACAUUCUCCUGCGGGGUCUGCAGAGACAUCCAGAUUCCGUAAUUCUUAACAAAUGCUUCUUUGACAUUAUGUUGAAAGAGGCUGCCAUGGCCAACAAUGAACGUAAUCUCGCCGAGAACACGGUAUCCGAGCAGGACAUUAAAAUGGAACGCGUUGAGGCAGUUUAUCGCAAUAGUAUGGCCAAUAUCACACAAUUGGAAUAUUUCGUAAAGCUCCUAGAGAGCUGUGAGGAUCAUCAGGAGUUGACGGGCAAGCUGCAGCGAGUGAUAAUCGAUGAUAUGCAGGAGAAGUUUCCGCGUGAGCCUGGUUUGUGGGAUCUGCUUGCACAACGGGAGCUCCGUGGCUUUCAUCUGGGCGACUUGGAGGAUGAGGAGCUGGAUACUAGCGAUGAAGAGCCUGCCAACAAGAAGCCCCGCUCGGUUAAUGCCCGCUCCCUUAAACGACGCAUUCAGCUUUGCGUUACGGUAUACAAAUCAGCGGUGGAGGAGCUGCAAACGCAGGAAAUGUGGAAUAUGUAUUUAGAUGCCAUGCUGGCUUUAAAUUCCGAUGGAAAAACAGAACGGAUUCUUAAGCAACAGUGCCUGGCAGAUGCUCUACAAUCUGGUCAUCGGUCCCAGUUGAUGGGUGUAAGACACUAUGCCAUACUGCGGAAGAUGCUCUGCACUGCUCCCGGUGGAAGGGAGGCAGCUGUCACAAUUCUCACAGAGGCCUUGAAAAACGAUUCGUCUGUGGAGAUGCACGAGCUGCUGUUAGCCACACACAUCCAAAGCGAUAGUGAGCCAUUGAUCUAUGAGCUAUUCAACAAAUUGCAGAAGAGCAUGGGCAGUGAGGCGUUGCCGUUGUGGCGCAGUAUCAUUUUGUAUUAUCGCACAAGGCAGGACAGUUUGGGUGCACGCAGGCUAGACGAAAUCUACAGCCUGGCCUGCAAAUCCGCGUGGCCAGAGUUUGGCGAGCUGCGUUCCGAUUAUCUGCGCUAUCUGUGGCAGGAGCGAUCCGUCGAGGAAGCACGCAAGGAGUACGCUAAGCUGGCCAUUCAGCCUCCUAUGUCGCUGGCUCUGCACCGACAAAUGAUCCAGCUGGAGUCCAGUGUGACAGUUCGCGACAAGUCUAGUCUCAAGUAUUGGCGCAUGUGCUACGAUCUUAUGGCCUGCUACUUUGGCAAGACAGAACCGCGCGUUUGGGUGGAGUACCUCGCCUUCGAGCGGGAUCAUGGUGAAACGAAAAACAUCUCACUUCUAACCACACGGGCCCUCAGCACCCUGGAGCCCCAAUACAUCGCCGCCUUUGAGGCGGAGCGGGCACUGGCCUAUGUAGGCGCCUCCAUAGUUAAUUAAAAGUUUUCAUAGUUUAUUUUCUAUUUUUUUUUACAUAAUUCCUAAGUAAAUCUUUUAGACUGUCUAUAGUUUUCCAUUCUAGAAUAGGCUUAACUUUUUUAAACCUCUGUUGUAAACAAUUUCGUAGUAAAUAUACAGUUUUUAAGAUAAUUUAUAAAAGUGCUUAAAUUUGACUUUCCUAGAAGAGAGGUAAGGAAGCUAAAGCUGCAGUCUAAGUUAAGGUACUAAUUUAAAAGUAUACAGAGUAGCGCACCUAUGAGAUCAUGUAUUUUUUGUGCUAAUAAAGGCGGAAUUAUAUUUA
This is a messenger RNA of Drosophila eugracilis, 2199 nucleotides long. RefSeq names its product U3 small nucleolar RNA-associated protein 6 homolog. Gene Ontology annotation, cellular component: Pwp2p-containing subcomplex of 90S preribosome; small-subunit processome. Gene Ontology annotation, molecular function: snoRNA binding; protein binding. The coding region runs from base 84 to 1898 and encodes 604 amino acids. The transcript is spliced from 4 exons. Lineage: Eukaryota; Metazoa; Arthropoda; Insecta; Diptera; Drosophilidae. The record is from RefSeq and is a predicted model, not a curated record. Gene Ontology annotation, biological process: maturation of SSU-rRNA from tricistronic rRNA transcript (SSU-rRNA, 5.8S rRNA, LSU-rRNA).